Messenger RNA from Spodoptera exigua (beet armyworm), 291 nucleotides. NCBI's taxonomy places the organism in Eukaryota, Metazoa, Arthropoda, Insecta, Lepidoptera, Noctuidae. The record is from the annotation of a GenBank genome assembly.
UAUAACAGGAGAUGUGUACAAGUGGAGCAUCAUUGAGUGCAGAGCCACAGUGUCGCGCAGUACAGCAGCAUUCGCACACAGCACCAGUACAGCAGCAGGAUGAAGUUCUCCCGAGUGUUUCUGUUCGUGUUCGCGUGCCUGGUCGCUUUGAGCGCCGUCAGCGCCGCGCCGGAACCCAGGUGGAAGGUCUUCAAGAAGAUUGAGAAGAUGGGCCGCAACAUCCGAGACGGUAUCAUCAAGGCUGGACCUGCUGUCGAGGUCCUCGGCUCAGCCAAGGCGCUGGGGAAGUAA